UUUAAUGAAGAAUAACAGGGCAAAGCAGAAAACGGCAAACCGCAAUGAAACUCCAGGUUAACUGAACCUGGUGAAAGCUGUGAUCAGACUGAUGCGAAGAAAACACACAGAGUCCCGUAAACAGAGAUCAACCAAACUGAGUCGUUUGGGUAGUCCGACAGUGUUCCUUAGCCUAAGCUGUAGAACGGACAAAGAGCUGGUGGAGGAACAGGGGUUAUGUAGCAUGGGAACUGAUUAGGGCCAGGUGUAUAGCUGAUUAGUAAGUGGGAGAGCUGCUUUGAGUGAUAGGUGAAGGUGUGGCUGGUGGAUCCCUGACACACAGAUUGUCCAUGCAGUAAAAAGGCUCUAUCUUAUUUCAUCGCUUUUUCUCUCUUUCUCCCUCUCUAUCUUUCUCAUUCUCCCUUUCUCUUCCUCUCUCACUCACUUACUCCUUUUUAUAUUCCCACUACAUCAUUCACUUCCAGGAUGUUUCCGUUGCCAGGGCAACGGUUGGUAAGGAGCAGAAAGAAGUGAGGGACUGAGAAAAUGUGGAUGUGCAAAGGGAGUGCACUCUGAUAGUGUGUUAGAAAAAUAUGUCCCUCAGUUAAAUUUUAGAACCACAUGAAUAAUUCAAAGAUUUUGCCAGUGUGGCUGGAAAUGGGUUUUUGUGUGUGUGUGUGUGUGUGUGUGUGUGUGUGUGUGUGUGUGUGUGUGUGUGUUGAGGGAAUGAAAAUGCAUGAUAGGAUGUCAGAGAAGGAAGAGGGUGGAAAAGAGAACAGAUUUAUAUUAAUGAAAAAUAAGAAAUUUUAUAUUGCUAGUACACACAAUAGGUGCACAUCUACAGCGGAAAACCUGUAAGACAUACAUUUCAAAAGAAUAUGCAUAAGAUCACUGAACUAUGGAUAAACAGACAAAUAAAGAGACAGUACAAGCACGAAAGGGAUAGUUUAUGAGGAUGUGGUGGGGGAGUAAAUCUUUCAGCUAAAAGAGUCAGAUGUGACAAUAGAUUUGUCUAUGUUUAUGGUGGUCUGUUGCUUUUUCAACAUAGUGUAGCACUGUGACAACCAGGAGAGAGAGAGAGAGAGAGAGAGAGAGAGAGAGAGAGAGAAGCAGAGAGAAAUUACCACUGAUUAGAAAAUGUCACAGAGGGAUAGUGGAGAUAAACAAGCUGCCUGAGAGCACAAAUAAAUUAACCUAGGGGGAUUUAAUUAUACAUUUUAAUCAAAUUACCCAAUCAAUGAAUCUGAUAUAAAGUGGGAGAGCUUGUGUCCCUGCCCUUGUGUUUGGCACGCUACAGGCCUCCAGUCUGACAGUAAUAGGAACAGAAGACUAUGUGGAAGUGGAAGGCUGGGGUAGAUAUAGAACAAUUACUCUCACAUGUCAAACUCUCCAUUUAUCUCUGAGUCUACCUCUCUACUUCUGCCCAAGUGUCAUACAACAAAACCAGUCUAAUUCUAUGUGAUAUUUUAAAGUUUAUCCUGAUCUGCUUCGGCUCAGUGCAAACCAACAAGAGCCCAUUCAGCCACAAGAGUAUAAGUGAGGUCAGGCAAUGAGGCCUGGUGCACACUGGGUUUGAUCGUUCAUCUCAAGUGUGAUCGGUUUACUGUAAAUUCUUUCACUCCAACUUUUCAUAACAUCUUCAUGAACAUGUUUUGUUGCUGAAACAUAUUUUGACUUCUUAGUUUCAGCAAAGUAUGAAAUGUAUGUGAGAACUAUAGAAAACAAUGGUGGAACUAUAGGGAACUAUAUGCGAGAACUAUAGAGAACGAUGCAGGAACCACAGCAAACUAAAUGUGGGAACUAAAGAGAACAAUGCUGGAGCUAUAGUGAAAUAAAUACAGGAACAAAACAAUGCUGGAUCUAUAGUGAACUGUGCGCUCAAACUACAGAGUAUGAUACUAGAUCUAUAGUGAACUAAAUGCUAGAACAAUGCUGGAACUACAGAGUCCAUGCAAAUAUUGGGUAGUCUGUUUAGAAAACAUAUAAAUAAAUAUUUAUUUUAUUGUUUAUUUCUUUUAUGUGGCUUUUUUUUUAUAGCAGGCUCUAUUUCGCCCCCUGGUGGUUGACUACUCUCCUCUGUAGGCUACAAAUUCAUUCUGCUGACAGCCGGAAGUGAUUCAGUGAGUGAAGCCUCUCGCUGACACAGAGGCACACAAGGAUUCAGCGUGGUGUAGCCUUCAGCCUGAACUGAGCGACAUGUCGAAGUUAGAGAUGUUAAAUUCGUAUUUGAUGGAGCGCCUGGCUGUGGCUGUUCGGGAGAUCCUGGAGGCGGUGGAAGCCACGGUAACGGAGUACCGCACAGAGACCGCGCAGACGCGCCUGGAAAACGAAAUCCUCAGACAGCAGGUCCGAGAGCUGCUCACUGCAGACCCGGUUCAUAGGUCCUCCAAAUCUGCCUCCGAAGAAAUCUCUUCAUGUGAUCAACAGGAGUGUGGCUCGAGCUUAGAAGAACAAGCUGAAUCCCAAGAGCUGAACCAGAACCUAGUGCAGAGCGAAGGUUCAAAUGGGACAAAUAGGCCACAGAUAUUAGACCUGGUACCAAUUUGCAAAAAAGACCCAGACCCUGAGGUGAAACGGAUCAAUGUGGACUUGUGCACAGAGAAUCCUCCUUCUGAAAACAAGGAUGAAAAUAACGUUCAAGAAAAGUUGUUGCCUGUUGUAAAACUGCACAGGGUGAAGCUUGAACCUGAAGAGAAACAAAUUCCAGUAUUAUUACCAGACACUGACCUUCCUACAGACUCAGGCCAUUUGUACAGUCCUGAAUCCUCCUCUCGGAGCAUGCUCAGUCCUGGUACAGGCAGCCAUAACGCGUUGAUCGCGGACGUAACAGAGAGAGAAGAGUCACACAACACGACUCAGCAGAACGAGGUGAUGGAAGUAGGAGAUGUAGGUAAUGAGGAGCGCGGUGAAGUGCUGUAUAAAUGUUCACAUUGCCGGAAGUCGUUCACAGAACUGAAAAACCUACAGACGCACCAGCAAGCUCACGAGCGAGCUUUUGGCUGCAAUUGGUGCGGCAAAGGCUUCUACCAAUCAGCUGAUCUUCGGCGCCACUUACGCACACAUACAGGAGAGAGGCCCUACUUAUGCACCUGGUGCUCCAAGAGCUUCAGCCAGAGGAGCAACCUGCGGCGACACAUGCGCAUUCACACAGGAGAGAGGCCGUACCGGUGUGCCCACUGCGAGCGCAGCUUCAGCGACAGCCACACGCUGAAGAAACACCAACGAAAACAUUACGAUGAGCGAUACAACUGCUCUAUUUGUGACCAGAGCUUCACUGUAGCCAGGUCUCUUCAGCUUCACCUCGUAAAGCAGCACUUCAUCGACAAAGACGCUCAAAAUCAACAGCAAGAGGGAUUUCAUAAUCAAUUGUAGACUCUACUGCUCUCUUAUUAACCUGGCAUUCUAAAGUAUUGAUCUGGCUGAUAUUUGUUUUGCUAAAGCUCACAGUGUAAACAUGUAGGAAAGCCAUGUAAAGUCAGACUACCUUGAAAAAAUUUGUUUGCUUUUAAGAUAGAGAUUUCUCCAUCUGAUCCUAAUCGGUAUUAAUUACAAAUAAACUUACCUGCCCCAUGAUUUUUAAAAAUCUUUAUGAGGAUAUAUGUAGGUUUAUAAAUCUAUAAAGUAUGCUUUUUUUUUUCCUGACCUCAGCGAGCACUCUUAUCUGAUGAUGUGUAAAAUUUGUGUCAUGUUCGACACUUGUUACAACUCAAGAUGAAAAUGUAAUGGAUUUAGCAAUGCUGCAAUAGCUGCACUGUUUUCUUUGUUUCCACACAGUUUAAUUAUCAUGUCACGUGAGUUUGUAGGUGCAAAAAAAUUAUCAGCUUAUCGGGGACUGUAAAGAAGGACGAACAGCUACAUCAGCUAACAACAAUGGUUCUGGUGGAUAUGUAGCAAAUAGAAACACCAGAGUGACCUAGAACAUUAAAGUAAAUUAGUAAAAUAAUGUUUAGGUGUAUGCACAAAAGCAGGAUCAAGGAUGCAAUUAUUUCUUCAAGGAUGGAAGUCACAGGGUUGAGAUGUUUUUACUAAACCAAAAUUGUACUGAGUGAAUCAAUUCUUUCAUGCAAUAAACAUGCAAUAAAUAUG
This is a messenger RNA of Silurus meridionalis, 4065 nucleotides long. RefSeq lists its product as uncharacterized. The transcript has 2 exons. Gene Ontology annotation, molecular function: RNA polymerase II cis-regulatory region sequence-specific DNA binding; DNA-binding transcription factor activity. NCBI's taxonomy places the organism in Eukaryota, Metazoa, Chordata, Actinopteri, Siluriformes, Siluridae. The record is from RefSeq and is a predicted model, not a curated record. Gene Ontology annotation, biological process: regulation of transcription by RNA polymerase II. Bases 2176 to 3351 code for a protein of 391 amino acids.